AUGCCUACUGCCACAAAACCACCUCAAAAGAAUGCUCUCGACAUCCGCCUCGCAGAGUCCGUGGUUCUUCUUCGCGCUGGAGAUGCCACUGGUCGUCUGCGCAACAUGCAAGCCGACCCGUCCCCCGGCAUGCUUCGCGGUCUUUUAACCCUCACCCUCGCAAAGCCGACGCGCAUCUCCAGCAUCGAGAUUGAGCUAGUGGGAAGAACGAGUACGGCCUGGCCAGAAGGCGUCGGAGCCCGUCGCAUCGAAGUCACAGAGGACCACGAGAUAUAUUCCCAGUCCUAUGUCCUUUUCCGCGCCGGAUCCGACACCCCAUACAAGCAUUCCCGUCGCACGCAUUCCGUCGGCCCUGGACUUGCUCUCGACCAUGAAGACGACGACCAUGACAAUGACCGUGACCAUUCGGAUCACUCUAGCGACGACCAACACAUAGAACGUCACAGGGCAGAUGCGACAGCUGAGACGCGGGGGAGAGACUACGGCGCGAUAUCAGCGGGCACGUAUAGGAGACUCGAGCGGCGACACCAGAGCGUGGACCACACCACCUUCAAUCGUGAGUUCGUCGCGCACCGCGUCCGUGCCGGUUUCCCUUCUUCGCAUUCCCCGCCAUAUUCCCCACCCUACUCCGCCGAGAGUACUCCCCAGUACCCGUUAAGUCCAAGCGCGUCCGUCUCGCAUCGCAUGCGCACGGUUGAAGAGUCGCCCUCGUAUGAGUCGUCGUCGUCGUCUUCGUUCCCGGAGGAACUCGGCCAACGAAUAUCGGAGCCGGACACCGAACACAACAGCGUGGCAUCCCCUCACCGCAUGCAGCACCUUGCGCGGCUAAGUUUGCCAUCAUCGUCUAGUCUCCGGCUUGAUAGCCCAUCCGCGUUGACAUCCGCACGCGCCAGUAUCGACGAGGACCGCCCUUUCGAAUUCCAGCAUGGCCGCAGCGCGAGCCCAUUAUCGUCUCCGUCUCCUCGGUCUGCGUCCCGCUCGGUCGCACGGGAACCAUCACGCUCUUCUGACGUGCGGGACGGAGACGAUGCUCGCGGGCGAAAACACAAACGGUUCAGCCUCGCAAACGUGUCGAAUGCGCUGCUCGAUGUCGUCAUGGACCGUAUGCGCUCGCGUUCGCGUUCAGCAAUGAUAGGCCUGGAUGUACAUGAAGGAGAUGUCACCCCGCCGCGCGGGCGGACACGGGAGCGUAGCUUGGAUCUUGUCGAUGGGCAGCAGCAGCGAGAGGAGGCGCAUCGGGAGCGGUCGGCACUGGAGCGGGUUGGGGCGGUGAUUGGGCUAGAAAUGGAUGACGAAAAGGAACAUGGAGAUGGGUGGAAGGAGUUCCGCAAAGGCGUGUACACAUACCCAAUAUCGUUUGCAAUUCCUGCUACUGCACCCCCGUCACUAAAGUGCGACUAUGGCUCGGUAACAUGGAAGCUCAAGGCGCAUGCGCACCGUCCGGGAGCGUUCACCACGAAGCUCUCGGCCUCGCAGGAGAUCACAGUGGUAGCUUGUCCAUCGGAAGACGAUCUGGAGGAAACCGAGAGCAUUAUUGUCGAGCGACAGUGGGACACGCAAAUGCAGUACUUGAUCAGUGUUGCAGGACGCAGUUUUCCUCUUGGUAGCGUUAUGCCCAUCAGCAUUACAUUUAUGCCCUGGACCAAAAUGAAGGUUCACCGCCUGUCGGUGUUGCUCGAAGAGCGUACCGACUACUGGACGGACUUUCGCCGCAUUGUCCGGACAGACCCCGUCCUCCGUGUUCCGCUUCUUGCCCUUAAACAAUCGCAAAAGGAGAGAGAUGGACCCCCGCUCCUCCCUCUCGACCCGGACGAUCCACAGGCGUUCGCGCGCUCGCCUCUGGCGACACUCGUUCCAGACGGGGAAGACGCGGGCGAAUAUGCUUCGAGUAUGAUGGGCCCUGGUCCAUGGCGCAUCCGGACGGACGUGCAUCUGCCAGCUCCGUGCACCGCGCAACCAAACCCGAACUUGCACCUCCACUUUACGAAUCGCAACCGGCGGAGCAACAUCUUCAUCACACAUAUGCUCAAGAUCGUCUUUCGCGUCGAGCGCGGCGAUGACCAGGCGGUGGACCCGCACUCGGGCAAGCGCAAGCUGUUUGACAUCGUUGUCCAGACGCCGAUACAUAUCCUCUCCCACCUGUGUAAUCACGAGUACCUCUCCCUCCCGCCAUAUUCACGCACCCUCGAAUUGCAACCGUCGUACGAGCACGCGCGAGCUCCGGGGCGAAGUCAGUCGGCCCUCUUACCUGGCGCACGACGGCCUGUAGAGCGUACGGCGUCGGGGUCACACAUCCCGCUGUCUGAACAUCACCCGCAUCCGAACCCGCACCAAUCGCACAUCCUUACACCGCCUCUUUCGCGGCAGAAUUCCAUCUUCGAGCGCGGGACGCAGUUUGAGCGGCUUGUCGCCGGGCAGGAGAGCGAGAUCGGCGAAGCACCCCCGUCAUAUGAGGAGAUCGUGCACGCGUAG
This is a messenger RNA of Fibroporia radiculosa, 2472 nucleotides long. RefSeq lists its product as uncharacterized. The transcript has 6 exons. The record is from RefSeq and is a predicted model, not a curated record. Gene Ontology annotation, biological process: ubiquitin-dependent endocytosis. Gene Ontology annotation, cellular component: plasma membrane; cytoplasm; cytosol. Lineage: Eukaryota; Fungi; Basidiomycota; Agaricomycetes; Polyporales; Fibroporiaceae. Gene Ontology annotation, molecular function: protein-macromolecule adaptor activity; ubiquitin protein ligase binding. The coding region runs from base 1 to 2472 and encodes 823 amino acids.